Messenger RNA from Kwoniella shivajii, 2031 nucleotides. RefSeq lists its product as uncharacterized. NCBI's taxonomy places the organism in Eukaryota, Fungi, Basidiomycota, Tremellomycetes, Tremellales, Cryptococcaceae. The coding region runs from base 1 to 2031 and encodes 676 amino acids. The transcript is spliced from 4 exons. The record is from RefSeq and is a predicted model, not a curated record.
AUGUCCAGUAAUGACAUCUUCCAAAAUAAAGGGUUUUACAUCGUAUCACCUGCGAAUGCUAUAACGAAAUAUCGGGAGAAGAAUGAACGAUGGAAGAAACUCAUACAGUCUAACGGAGGACGUAUACUUCAUGAUUCAGAUUCAGCACAUAUCGAUUAUAUCCUAAUACACGAUAUUCCCUUAGACGGAGACAAGUUGUUAUCAAAAAGCAAAAUCACAGCAGACACCUACACGUCUGGAUCAGGAUUGGACUGUGAAGAAGAUACUAUGCAUGAUAACGACUGGCUUAACGGUCAUGCGGAUCACUUGAAUCAUUCGGUAUUUCUACCUUCCGAUGAAGAAGAUAAAGAUGAACAUAAUGAGAAUAAGAUUGGAGACGAGAGCGAUCAGCGGGAUGUAGUCAAAGUAAUCUUGAGGAUAGGCUGGAUAGAUGAUUGCUUGAAGGCUGGAAGGAUACUAAGUGAGAAAGAUAAUUGGGGUGGAUGUAGAGUGAAACAAAGAGCAGUCGGAUACUCGAGUUCAACAGCAAGACAAAUCGGAUUCCAAACCACGACAUAUAUUUCGACUGCCAAAGAUGGCCAGAAUCUGAAUCAGGAUCCUCCAGAUAUAAUGAGUCCUUCUCACAGCAUCAAAACAUCCUCCAAGCCCUCACAUAAUCCCCAUUUCUCGCCAAUCAUCCCUUGCAGUAGUCCAUCUUGGUCAUCAAUGCCAAGUAGCGGUUCAUCCAGCAACGAUCUUCCAAUCCAACAAGCAGAAUACAAACCUAUUAUUUCCUAUAAAAGAUCAAUCACCAAUCUUGACUUUGCGUUCUACGACCUCUCUCGAGAUCCUCGGAGGAGUAGCGUUGUUUCGGACUUAUCACCAAUUGCCCCAGAAGAUUGCAUCAAUCCCCAUUCACAACAUCCUGUCGCAGCUUCCACUUCACCUGCUGGGAGAGCACUUAGGAUCGAGUUGUCAAAUGAGCUGUUACCUGAGAAUACUCCUGCUUCCGCUUCAAAUAAAAAGCUUAAACUUGCUGAUCUAUCGCCUUCUCGACCGAGCAUUGUGCAGAUACUCGAAUAUAACUCCGAUGAGCUAUCCCGAAGUAAUGGUUCAUACGGAGAUCUGCAAGCUGAAGUAGAGGAGACCACCACCAAACGCUCAACCGCUGUAAAGUCGCAGAUGUCUACUGAAUACCACUCGAAAGGAUUCGUGGAAAAGGAAGUCGAGCUGAACUCAGAUGACGGAUUAUCUAUAUUCGAUGAAUGGGAGAACCUUACUGAAGAUGAACAGGGAGAGACGGGGGAAAAGCAAGUUGAGCCGAGGUCAGAAGAUGGUUUCUCUAUAUCUGAUGAGUGGCAGAUUCCUGAUAACGAUCAACAGGAGAAAUUCUCCGAAAAGCAGAUUGAAAUGAGUUCGGAUUAUGGUUUAUCUAUAUUUGAUGAGGAUGAUAUGACUUUAUCGUCAAGCCCGGCUCCUGGACUUGAGUUUACAGACAUGCCAGAUGCUCCUGAAACACCUAUUGAAAAUACACUAUUCUCUCCAUCUUCCUCUCGUGCGACCGUUGAUUCACCUGCUUCCGUCACCUCCCCCAAUACCAUCUUUCGGAAUCCCAUUAAUGGUCAAUCACUCAAAUUGUAUAUACAUGGUCCCGCCACACGGCUCGCGCAUGAUAUUGAAAAACAUGGUGGUCUGAUGACCAACGCCAAAAACGCAGACAUAGUUGUAUUUACACGUUUCGAGAAUCAUCCUGGAUCACUGGUACCGACUACACCCGAAGAAACGGCUCUAUUCCAGCAAGCUUUUGGAAGGUCACAGAGAGUGUUAUCGUCAAAAUGGAUCGGGGAUUCCUUUGCGGCUGGGACCCUUCUACCCGAAGAAAGAUAUUCGAUCUGGCUCUCGAAAAUAUAUACGACAACUCACAGAUCCGCUGCUGUGAGAUCGAUCAAACGAACGGUGGGUGCUGGCUGGCUCACACCUCAGUUCAUUUACGAACAGAUCAACGCUGACAUGUCGUACACAACUGUAGCAAGAUAUAUUUUCGGAAGCUAA